Molecule: messenger RNA, 1875 nt
Organism: Rhinocladiella mackenziei CBS 650.93
Lineage: Eukaryota; Fungi; Ascomycota; Eurotiomycetes; Chaetothyriales; Herpotrichiellaceae
Exons: 1
Coding region: 1-1875 (624 amino acids)
Source: RefSeq, a predicted model, not a curated record
AUGGGUCUGGGAAACUCUGCUAUUACUGAGCAAGGUGGCUUUGGCGAGAUUGACCAUGGCCUAUUCAGUUUGGAGGAUGCCAUUACCGCGGAGGAUACUAACAAUCCCAAUCUCAAAUUCAUCCGUGCGGCGGCCAACGGAAAUGAAGACCAGAAGCAAAAGCAAAAGCUGAAUGUCAUGGCACGCAACCGGAAAAUGAAAGAUGCUCCAGGAUUCCAGCAAAAGAAAGAUACUUUGUCCAAAUACCAUGAGACAGUCUUCCCAGGCAUGAGGAUCCCGGUAUGCAUGCGCUCCCGCAAUAAGAAAAAUCGUGGAUUCUCCAGGGGAGUCGUUGAUUCAAACAAGUCAGCUCCAGUACCCAUUAUGUCUGUCCAGUGUCCUAUUCCUGGUGGCACAGUAACCACCGUGACAACUGAUCCAGUGCAAAAAGUCAGUUGGGGCCCAAUAACAAGAGUGGAGGCCAGUCAAGAGGCCAGGGAUCUUGUCAAGAAAUGGAUCGAGACCAUUGAAGAAGAAGGUGACCAGGAAAAAGAAUCAAACAAGGACAACGUGGAAGUGAAAUCCGGUCUAGGGAAUGAUUCUCAAGGAAAGCCUAUUCAUCAAGGUCCAGCAAACAUCAAUGAGGACGAUUCAGCAACAGACAGUCCUUCUCAAGCGGAAACGGAUCCUGCAAAUGCAACAGCACGCAUGAUCAAACCGCCACCUCCAACUCCACCGGACACAAUCUUUCAUCCAGCUCUCUCCAUGCCAACUCUUCCUACCCUCCAUCGAAUCUCCGAUGCAAAUCUCGUUGAGCAAUACCGUCUCCAGCGAGCUUUGGGUUCAGACGCCUUUGACAAGGAAACACGGGAGAUCAAAAGAGGGCUAAUUGAGGCCAAAGUGGCUCGAGGAGGAAAGGACCGAUUGCUAAAAAAUGAAUAUACGGUAGAGUUAGCAAGCAGAGAGGAUGCCGCGAUGGCUGAUCGAUGGGCCAGUGGAAGAGUCAUACAGAUGAGAACACGAGGAAAUACCAUGACCAGUGUCUCUGGCGGUAACUUGGAAGACAUGAAGAUUAGAGGCGGAGAAACCGACACAAGAUGUGAGGUGAACGUGAAGAAUCUUGGAACUUCAGUGCCACUAUCACCUAGCAUCGUACCCAUUGAGCGGCAAUCUGGCGGUCAGUCAUCGACCAAACCCAAGGGGGGGCAAACGGAGACACAACAAACAGAGCCCAACUCUGUACAACGUGGUUCCUCCACUCUCGAUCGCUACAAACAAUCCCGUCGAGAACUUGAAUCCCGGCUCGAAGCUCUCGACCUUUCAUCUCAUGUCAGCAAGAUCACGACCUAUGGCACCGUCCGACACCAGCACUCUGAGAAACGCGAGGCAGGUGAUCAUGGCGAGAAACGCACCAUCAAGACCUGGAUUGAGAUCACGGAGGUGUAUGAAGUUCCUAGCGCCCAAGUAUUGAAGUUGAACGAUGUCCUUGCCGCAGUCGAGGAAGAAGACGACGGCGACGGGGAAGGAACGGAUAGCGCUGACGAGAGAACCAGCAAGAAACGUGAAAAGAAACGGAAGACAAAGACCAAGAGCAAGUCCAAGUCACGACGUGGAUCCCAGACAAAAUACUACGACAAAAAGCGCGUCUCCAAAUUGACAUCUCCCUCCAGCCACGCCGAAGACGAAAGCUCUAAUUCGGAAUCCUCUUCGGCGACGGACGACGCAGAAUCACUGGCAUUCCAAGAUCACAAUGAAACACCCGCCGAGUCUCUCUUUCGUUCGCUCUCGCGAUUUGGCGAGGUCACACCAAACAAAGUGUCCCAAAUGUCUGGUGACUUGCGCCACAUCAUCGCUGCGCUGAGAGGUCAUGGCCAGGUCAAGGCAAGCGAGGAAUAA